UCAACGGACGUCUAUCUACAGUCACUGCGCAUUUUUCAAAAUUGCAACUACCACACGACGCGACCGUUUAAGAAGAAGCUGAAAAACAAACAGAUGAAGUAGGAGCGGUAGCAGCAGACGCCGAAGGAGAAGACACAUCAGCUGGAUUACAGCAGCAAGAAGUGAACAACAACAGCGAAGAGGAGAGACGAAAUCGAAGCGACUUCUUUGGAGCAGCAAGUGCAGCGAGGGAAAAUAAAUAGCUGCAAAAUGUGCCAAUGAUUUAGUGCGCCGUCGAAUCAACAGAGCGUAACUGAGGAAACCUCAAACUGCAGUUUGUUGCAAGUUGCCACUGCAACAAUGUCGUUCCGGAAGAGUGAAGUGAGGGCCCUAUUGCGCAAAGAUGUGCUUGUGCGCUGGCGCCAGAAGGGUUUGGCAUUGACGCAGAUCCUCUUCCCCGUGCUGAUCUUCAUGAUGCUCUAUCUUAUACGGCUCAAGUAUGGAUCCGAAUCGUUGGAUGCCUGUCAGUUCCCCACACGUCUGCUGCCCACCAAGAAUCAGGUAGUGCCCAGCUCCUUCUCCUAUAUCUGUAGCAUAGAGAACAAGUGCCUGUGCACCGAUCCCUACGAAGAGUACUCCAAAUGGGAGGCAGCACCCUUGCAUAACGUGAUCGAUGUCGCAAACGUUUUUGUAACCGAUGAUCGUCUGUACAAUGCGGUCUUGGAACUGCCGGAGAAGGCGAACUUUGUGGGCGCGGUGACCACGUUGGUCACCAGUAAAUAUUUUGAUCUCAUUCGCAACAACAUAGGCGAAAUUAUUUCACUGGUUCCUGAAAUUGAACGCCUGAUGAACUAUAGUUUUGAUAUCUCAAAACUGUUUUCAAAUCGGGAGACGUUCGUUAAACUGGGCGUGUUGCUGUGCGGACAUCCCUUCCCGAGCACGGAGAGCAUACCUUUGGUCAACGACAUUCUCUACUCCGAAGAUUUUAGCGAGAUCAACGACGAUGAGCUGCAGGCCAUGCCGACCAAGUACUGCAAGCGUUUAUAUUUGGAUGUUACCUCGACGAACCAGGGCAAGCUCACUUGGAAUUUCGUCAAGCCAAUUAUACAGGGCAAAAUUCUGUAUACGCCAUCCAAUGCGGAUACUGACAGCAUUGUUAAGUUUACCAAUGGCACCUUUGAGGAGAUGGAUCGGCUGAAGAAAUUAUCUAAAGCUACUGCCGCUGUACUUGGCAAGCUACGCACGAAUGCCACCUUCCAGGAUGCGUUUGAGAAUCUGCUGAAGCUGGCACGUUCGCCGCUGGUGAAGAGUCUCGUUGGCGAUGACUUUGAUAUUGAAGAGAUUGAGCGCAUAAUGAACUAUGUUCGUAGCAAUAAGCUCAUAUACGAGGUUUUCAGUACCAUCAGCGAUCUGCUGGAAUGCCUCUCUGUGGAUCGCUUUAUACCGGUAGAGAAUGUGGAGCAGCUGCAGCAUCGCGCCUUCAAGCUGAACCAGCAGCGUCUCUUCAUGGCCGCUUUAAACUUUGAGAGCGUGGCGGGUGAGCAUAUUACCUACAGACUGCACAUGGACACGGAUAAUACGCAGCCCACUUUCGAGAAUAAGAAUCGGUUCUGGUUUCCGGGGCCAGCGGGCAGUAUGCUGGUAGAUCUCAAGUAUCAUCGCGGCUUUGUACAGCUUAUGCAGAUGGUUGAUCUGGGCAUCAUUAAGCAUAAGCGUCAAGAGCUGGGUCCCGUCGAGGAGCCCGAAUCGGAUCGAUCAACACGCCCCUUGAUCAGCGUACAGCGCGUGGACGAUGAAGAUGAUCUCUUUGAUGAGGAGGAUGACUUUGAUCAAGAUCUGAAUAGCAGUGUCGAGGGGACGACAUUCCCUCCAGAGGAUACAACUCUCAGUGAACAGGAUGCGGAGACAACCACAGAACAGGAGACUACCCCAGCACAGGAGACUAUCCCAGCACAGGAAUCUACUAUAUCUACCAUAAGACCUGAACUACACAGCAACAGCGAGAUGGAUGAACCCGGCGAGCGCGUGCGACGCCAAGAACUCUUUGAUCUGCAGAAGGCGUCGGAUACUCGGGAGAGUGGAGCUCGCUUUAAGCGGCAGGGUCUCUUGGAUCUGCUGAGCAGCUUUGGUAGCGGCAGUGAUGAUUCGGAGGGCAUGAAAUUUAAUGUGGAUGAUAUGCAAUUCUAUACCAAGCAAUUUCCCUAUCCCGCCUAUGUCAGUGAUGACUUCAAGCGUGGUCUCUACCUAGCCCAAGCCGUUCAGGUGGCAUACUGUGUGGGCCUGGUCAUAGCCGUCGCCAUAUGUGUGCGGGAGCGUAUCUGGAUGCGUGAAAGCCGCAAUAGCAUGCUGAUGCGCUCUAUGGGCUUGCAUGCACACUCAGAACUGGUUGCCUGGAUUCUGAUGAGCUUCAUGGAACUCUUGGUCAUCUUUGUACUGAUCAGCAUUGUCCUCUACUCUGGCGGUAUUCUUGCCUUUACCAACUGGUUCUUUAUGAUGUUCUAUUGCCUGGUGUUUGGCGCGUGUCUGAUAUCGUUUUGCUACAUGUGCUCGAACUUCUUUAUUUCGGCCAACAUUGGUGCUGUCGCCACAUCGUUGCUUUUCUUUAUCACACUCUGUCCGUAUAUCAUAGUGCUGCUCUUUGAUGCCAAGCUCAAUUUGCUGCAGAACUUCUUGGUUGAUCUCUCCUUUACGACGGCCUUUGCUAAGGGUUGGAGCGAACUAAUGCGCAUGGAGCUGCAGGAACAGGGCCUGACACUUGGCCAAUUGUUCCACCUGGGACCGGCUGGCAGCGAGUGCGCUCUGGCCUUCCUCAUGUUCAUACUCGACACUAUGCUAUAUGCGGCCAUUGGCUUUGGCUAUCAGCGCUAUAAGAAGAAUAACUAUAGCUUUGUGCGGGUAACUCGCGCUCAGCUGGAUGCCAAGCUUGGCGCCUCGCUGAGCAGCGUGACCAAGAUGUAUGGCAACAAGUAUGCUAUCUCGAAUCUCAGUGUGGAUUUUGCACGCAACCAGGUAAGCUGCCUGCUUGGACGCAACGGUGCCGGCAAGAGCACACUGAUUAAGCUGCUCACGGGCCAGACGGUGCAGACAACCGGCCAGGUGUUCCUCGCCGGUGAGCACAAUGUGGGUGUCUGCUGGCAGGACAAUAUUCUAAUACCCAAACUGACUGCCCGCGAACAUCUGGAGCUCUAUGCUCAGCUCAAGCUGGAUCCGUCGAAUAGUCGCGAGCAGGCGAAUGCUGCGAAUGAGGUGCGUCAAACUCUGGAUAGCCUCAACUUUGGCAAGCAUGAGAACUACUAUGCCUAUCAGUUAUCCGGCGGCUACAGGCGGCGGCUGUGUGUGGCCCUUGCCUUCAUUGCCUCGCCAAGCGUUGUUAUUCUCGACGAGCCGUGCAAUGGGGUGGAUGCCAAGGCGCGCAAGGAUAUAUGGCAUCUGAUCGAGCAACUGCGUCAGGGACGCGCCGUCAUCUUUGCCACACACUUCCUCGACGAGGCAAAGUACCUCAGCGAUGCACUCUUCAUCAUGCGCAAUGGUCGCAUUGUGGGCCAGCACAGCCGUGAAUCACUGCAUCGCCUUUGCACCUCAGAUUACAGCAUCGAGAUGCACUGUAUGGAUGCAAAUGCAUCCGCUACCAUUGUGCAGCAAGCACAGCAACUGCUAAGCAACAGCCAUUCGUUGGCCGGCAAGCAGCCAGGCGAUUUGAUCAUUAGCGCCAGCUACGCCGAAAAUCUGACGCCUAGUGCGGUGCAGUUUCUGGAGCUGUUACAGACGCAGGAGACAGCUGGCAUCAUAAGUGACUUGGCACUUAGUAGCUCUAGUAGCCUGGAGCAGGAAUUCGAGCAGCUGAAUAGCAGCGUGAACGCAUCACUCAAUCUGCAAGGGGCGACGAACACGUCAAGCAUUGUCACUGGACCCGCGGAUGUGACAGAUGAGCCACCUUCUUUCGGGACCCAGUUCUCGCUGUUGUUGGGCAAACGGCGACGCCAUCUGAUGCGCAACUAUCGCCUGCUGCUAUACGUGCUGCUGCUGCCAGCUAUUUUCGAGGUAUGCGCCAUGUGGUUUGUCAGCUACCGCCUGGAGGAUGACUUUGACACCGUGCUCCCCCUUAGUCGAGAUCUCUAUCCGCACACUGCACAAAUGUUGAGCCAGGAGCGGCUGACGCGCUUCACGGACCACCUCUAUGACAAUCUGAUGACGGACUGCGACAAGGAUUUCGGAUGCAGUGAGUUUAAUAGCUCGCGGCACGCCUUCUACUGGAUGCUUAACAGUUUGGACGAGUAUCGGGGUCGCCGCUAUGGCGGCUAUGGUCUCAAUGGCACCGGCGCCACUGUCUGGUAUAACAACAAAGGCUACCAUGCCAUGGUUGCGUGGCUCAAUGAUUUGAACACUCAUCUACUGCGCACAUCGCUCAAUAGCACGGACUACGACAUUCGAGCGUUGAAUGAGCCCUGGAAACUGGGCUAUGCCGAGCUGAGCACUAGCUCAGUGCUGCGUCAGGCUGGUGAUUCCUGCAUGGUCUUCAUACUGUUGAUCGCAUUUGGUCUGGUUGUCGCUGCCGGCUCCGUUUAUCUGGUCAACGAGCGCAUCAAUGGUGAGAAGCUGCAGCAGCGCCUAAGCGGUGUCAGCGCUGCCACCUACUGGCUGGUGGCCUUCCUCUGGGACUAUCUCGUCAUGGUGCUGGCCUUGAUCGUUUGCCUCGCCAUUGUGCUGAUGUUUAAUAUGCCCGUUUUUGUGGAUCGCCAGCAACUGUCUGGCAUUGUGGGCUUGUCCCUAAUGUUUAGUUUUGCCUGCGUGCCCGCCGUGCAUGUGGUGGAGAAGAUCUUUAGCGACUCGAGCAUCGCUAUUGUAUCCAUUUUUUGCGCCAACAUAAUCAUACCACUAGUAACGAUGGGCAUCGUGCUGAUCUUGGGUGUUGUGGGCGACGGACCCAGCUGGGACAGUUGGCGUCAUGGCCUGAACAAUGCCUUCCUUAUAUUUCCGCAGCAUGCGCUGGGCGAUGGCUUGCUUGAGUUGUGCAAGAACUACAUGGCCGCUGUGGUCUUCAAGCGCUACGACAUUGACUCCUACAGGGUGCCAUUGGCCAGUGAUCUGCUGAGUCGUCACUUCACCGCCCUUGCCAUCGUUGGCAUUGUGUGCGUAUUGCUCAACCUGCUCAUCGAGCUGCAUCUGCUUAGCCGCAUGUGGCAUCAGGUGACGAGCUUCUUCGAUUGGCAGUACCGGCGAGAGCUGCGCAAGCUGGGCCAGCUCAAGCUCGUCAGCAUACAGAGCAUAAUGAAGAGCUGCGUCAGCGCCGGCGAGGCUCUACGUGUCGACAAUCUUUGGCUCGCCUACCGACGCGGACGCUAUGCGGUGCGCCAGGUGCACUUCGCCGUACACCACGGCGAAUGCUUUGGGCUGCUUGGCAAGAAUGGAGCCGGCAAAUCGACCAUUUUUAAGCUACUCACGGGUCAGCUGCUGCCGAAUGUGGGACAAAUCUACUUUGAGCAUCCCAGCAUUUCGUACUGUCCGCAGAGCAAUCCACUCGAUCCGCUGCUAACUGUGAAGGAGUGCAUCCAGCUCUAUGGUCAGCUGCGUGGCAUCAAGCAACUGGAUCAGCUGUUGGAGCGCAUUCUGGAUACGUACGAGUUGCGCAGCUAUCGGGAUGUGCAGGUGAAGAGACUGAGUGGUGGCAAUCGACGCAAGCUGACUGUGGCUAUCAGCUGCUGCGGUUACACGCCCACCAUAUUGAUGGAUGAGCCCACUAGUGAUAUGGAUCCGGUGACGCGUUCCUUUGUCUAUCGCACCAUUGAGCAGCUGUUGGCGGCUCGUCGUGCCGUCUUGCUGACCUCGCACUCCAUAUCGGAGAUCGAGCACUUGUGCCAGCGCGUGGCUGUGCUUAAGGAUGGCAAAAUCGUGGCCAGCAACAGUCCGGCUCAGUUGAAGGCCCAGCAUGGUGGCUAUUAUGCCAUCAGUUGCUUCUGUGCGCCCAUUCAGCAGGCGGCGCUGGCCAAGAUGCUGCCCCAGCGUCUGCCUAGUGCCUGUGACCUGCAGCACCAUUCGCAUAGCUUGCGAUUCCUCGUCAAGAUACGUCAGCAGGCGAACAGCUCGAAUGGUUCGUCUGGCUCGUCUGGCUCGUCUUUCAAGCAGCCGACGCUCGCUGAGCUCUUUGAUACGGUGCGGGAUAUGGCUGCCAGUCUUCAGGUGCCGGUGAACUUUUCGAUCAGUCGCUGUCGCUUCGAUGCGGUCUUUGAGCGGAUCCUGGACAACAGCGAGGCAACAACAAAUGGCGCCAGCGAUCUGCCCUCAAAGUCAGCAGCAGUCAGCGGCACCCUGGAAACAGGCUAUGUGCACUGCGGCUUCGAGGAGACCAUGACCUGAAUCAUAUAUAUAUACCACAAAUCAAUUUUAAUGUGCAAUGCUGUCCGUCUGUCAGUCCGUCCAUCUUCAUAAACAUAAUUUUAUUUGACGCAGCUUAAGCUUGACACUUUUCCGCUGUUUCAAAAAUAGGAAAACAAAAACUUUGAAUUGAGUUUACCAAUAACCGCCACCACCUCUUGAACGAAAAACUAUAUUUUACUCUUUUCGAGUCGUUGGCUAAGAUUUUUAGAAUUUUAGAAUAACUAUUGUCAUUACCAUUAUCAAGAAAGAUCACUCGAACUUGUUUUCAACGGUUACAACACUAGGAUUGGAAUAUUCCGAACUUGACGUUUUUACUUAUUUUUUUUUUUUUUAAUUUUUUUUUAGUAUUAAUAUUAGUUCUUUAAAUAUUUUGUAGUCGAAUUGUUUUACUAUCUUAUGUCUAUAUUAUGUUUUAUAUCAUAGGAAAAUUACUGUGUGAUAAGUUAGGACGCUUUGUUCCAGUGAUAGGUUAACGGUAAAUGUUGGUUUAGGUUCCCAGGUUUGUUCGGUUUCGGUUUCGAAGGCAUCUUGAAUCAUUGUGUGUAAAAGAUUUCAAACGAAUUACGAUUACGUUAUUUAUCUAUGUACUUAUCUUAUAACGAUAUCGAUCGCCGUUGAGUGCAAUGAAAGGUUUCAGCACUAAGCGGACAGUUCAGUCUAUAAAUGGGCGUGUUGGUUUCCGUUUGAAACCUUUUGAACGCCACUAACAAGUACUUAUGCCAGUAUGUCUAGUUAACUAUCUACUAUAAAUAAUGAAUGUAAAAUGAUAAUGCUUGAUAUGGUUGUAAUUAUAAUAAUUAUAUAGUUGAGUCCAGGGGCUGAAUGCAUUUUAUAUCUAUAUUGAAUAAAUCAAAUUUAGCUGUGUAUAAUACUUGUGUACAUUUU
Drosophila grimshawi is the source of this 7239-nucleotide messenger RNA. RefSeq names its product ATP-binding cassette sub-family A member 13 (gene ldd). Gene Ontology annotation, biological process: lipid transport; transmembrane transport. The transcript is spliced from 15 exons. Gene Ontology annotation, molecular function: ATP hydrolysis activity; ATP binding; lipid carrier activity. NCBI's taxonomy places the organism in Eukaryota, Metazoa, Arthropoda, Insecta, Diptera, Drosophilidae. Gene Ontology annotation, cellular component: membrane; intracellular membrane-bounded organelle. The record is from RefSeq and is a predicted model, not a curated record. The coding region runs from base 340 to 6333 and encodes 1997 amino acids.